AUGAAAACGUUAACUUUAUAUUUAAAAAUUACUAUAUUCCUUCUUUUAAUUUGGAUGUAUCAAUGUUUUUAUAACUGUUAUUCCUAUAAAACAUUGAUUGAUAAAAAUAUAUUUCAAAUAAAAAAUGAGUUAAAAUAUAAAAGAAUAUUAACAGAGGGUGACAUAGCAGCAAAAAAGCAAACUAACGCUGAAGAAUGCCCAAAAAAAUGUCCAUUAGAUAAUGAAAAAAACGAAAGUUUGGUUCUGGAUCUUUACAAGAAUCCGUAUAAUUAUUGGUUUAAGUUCAAGGUUCCAAUAUUUUGGGAGCGAUUUAAAAAUGAGACAAGUCAAAUGGACCAUAAAUGGAAACUGAAAAAAUGGAAUGUUGAAUUUCAGAUAUUUUCAAAUACGAAAUUUAAUGAUCUAUAUUCAAUAAUUCGUAGUGAUAUUCCAGAUAAAGAAAGAAACGAAAAAAUUGAUAAUUUUAUGAAUGAAUUUGACUCAGAAUUUGAGGAAUUUUUGUUGAAAUGUAAGCAAGAGAUGGGAGUCAAUAAAACAGAAUGCGAAUCUAUGAAAGAGGAGGGAAAAAAUGAAAAAAAAAAUAAGAAAUCAAAUAUUUCGAAAUUUCUUUGUUGUAGGUUUGAUAACCACUAA
Molecule: messenger RNA, 633 nt
Organism: Plasmodium gallinaceum
Lineage: Eukaryota; Apicomplexa; Aconoidasida; Haemosporida; Plasmodiidae
Product: fam-g protein
Exons: 2
Coding region: 1-633 (210 amino acids)
Source: RefSeq, a predicted model, not a curated record